AUGGCUGAUCGAGGUGGAUUCCGUGGAGGAUUUGGUAGCGGCGAUCGUGGCGGACGCGGCGGAGCCGCUGGAGGCCGUGGAGGUGGCCCCGGAGGUGACCGUGGAGGCCGCGGUGGACGUGGCGGACGCGGAGGCCGUGGUGGCCGUGGACGUGGUGGCGGCCGCGGAGGCAAGGACGAGAAGGAAUGGGUGCCCGUCACCAAGCUCGGCCGUCUCGUCAAGGACCGCAAGAUCACCACCCUCGAAGAGAUCUAUCUCCAUUCCCUGCCGAUCAAGGAGUUCGAGAUCAUUGAUGCCCUGUGCCCCAGCCUCAAGGAUGAAGUGCUGAAGAUUAUGCCUGUCCAGAAGCAGACUCGUGCCGGUCAGCGCACCCGCUUCAAGGCGUUCGUCGCAAUUGGAGACCAGAAGGGCCACGUUGGACUCGGAGUCAAGUGCUCGAAGGAAGUCGCCACCGCCAUCCGCGGAGCCAUCAUUGCCGCCAAGCUCGCCGUCAUCCCUGUACGACGAGGCUACUGGGGCAACAAGCUCGGAACCCCCCAUACCGUCCCCUGCAAAGUCACCGGCAAGUGCGGCUCCGUCCUUGUCCGACUCGUCCCUGCCCCCCGUGGAACCGGCAUCGUUUCCGCGCCCGUCCCCAAGAAGCUCCUCCAAAUGGCCGGUGUUGACGAUUGCUACACCUGCGCCACCGGAACGACGGCCACCCUGGGCAACUUCGCGAAAGCCACCUACUACGCCAUCCAAAGGACGUACUCCUACCUUACCCCCGACCUCUGGAAGGAGCAGGAACUGGACAAGACGCCCUACCAACGAUUCCAUGAUUUCUUGGCUAAGAAU
Messenger RNA from Mesorhabditis spiculigera, 834 nucleotides. NCBI's taxonomy places the organism in Eukaryota, Metazoa, Nematoda, Chromadorea, Rhabditida, Rhabditidae. The record is from the annotation of a GenBank genome assembly.